Cylindrotheca closterium is the source of this 3432-nucleotide messenger RNA. The record is from the annotation of a GenBank genome assembly. Lineage: Eukaryota; Bacillariophyta; Bacillariophyceae; Bacillariales; Bacillariaceae.
AUGAAAACUUCCGGAAAAUCCUACCUCAUCAAGCCGGAUCAACUUGCUCGUCGAUGGAGAACCAGUAUUGAAUGUGCUCGUCGCACCCUGGAGAAGACAACUCAACGUGCCGUUCGUGAUUGGUCGGUCGUUCAGGGGUCUCGCCGUUUUCGCCCUGUACAAUAUCAGUUGGAGUAUCCGAGAUUGAAAACAAAUGUUUAUGUUGAUGUUAAGUUUGGACCCUGCAAGUCAGCUGAAGGAAACACUUGCAUCGCGGUCUACGCUACACCAGUACAGUGGGCUCGUGCUUAUCCGUUGAACAAAGAAUCAGAUGUUCACACAAGCCUCACACAACUAUUUCGUCAGUUCGGUUUUCCCCAAUGUCUCAUACCUGAUGAUGCCAAGUCUCUCACUCAAGGGAAAUUCCGAGAAGUUGCUAACAAAGGACAAGUGCCGAUUCAUCCUAUUGAGCCUCAUCAUCCUAAUCAAGCACUUACAGAGGACACAAUUCGGGAAGGAAGUCGACUUUACCGUCGAUUCAUGCAUGCAAGGAAUAUCCCUAUUGCGUUCUGGGAUCGAGUUUUUAUGUAUGCUUUUGAGAUUCGCAGUCACAUGGCAUUGGGACUUGCGAUACAAGAAGGAGAAUGUGGAGCCACAAUUGUUUCUGGCAACACUAAAGAUAUCUCUCACCUGGUUGAUUUUGCUAUUUGGGAUUGGUGUUGGUGCCUUUCGCCUAAUCGCUCAUCUAAGGAUGGGAAACAACUAUGCCGUUGGCUUGGUCCAAGUUUUACUAUUGGAGCAGCUAUUUGUUUUGCUGUUGCUAUUGCCAAUGGACAAGUACUACAACGAUCGUCAGUGAAUCCGCUAUCAGCUGAAGAACGAAACAGUGAACCUAUGGAAGAGAAAAAGAAAGAGUUUAUGGAAGACCUAAAGAAGAAUCUGAAGAAGAAGUCUGAUGGAGUUUCUAUAUCUGAAGAAGAACUUGACCGCAUUCGGCAUAAAUACAACAUACCGAUCUCUGCAAUCGAGGAUGGUGGUUAUCCACAGUAUGAUCAGUAUGAAGAUCACCCACAAGAAGAUCCUCGUCACAAGAUUGAAGAUGAUUUCGAAGAGCCGCCGGAUCAAGAAGCGGACCCUGUUGAAUUCGAUAAAUAUGUCUCUGCGAAGGUUUCUUUUAAUGCAGAUGGAGUUGAAACUUUUGGAGUCGUUCAAGGUCGGAAGCGUGACUCAUCUGGAAAAUUGAUUGGUCAUUACCACGAGAAUCCACACCUUGACACAUCUAUCUAUCAAGUGGAGUUUGAGGAUGGCAAAGUGGAAAGCUUCUAUGCAAAUCAGAUUAUUGAAGGGAUAAUGAUGAAUGUCGAUGAUGAAGGUAACACGAUGUACCGGAUUCGCGAAUUUAUUGAUCAUCAACGUGAUGGAAGAGCAGUUAAAGGGGACGACGGAUGGUAUACUACCUCCAACGGUCUCAAGCGUCCACGAAAGACAACUAAAGGAUGGAAGUUGUUAGCUGAAAUGAAAGGUGGAGAAACCGAAUGGCUUGAUCUGUCAGUAGCAAAAGAAGCGUUUCCUAUUGAGGUCGCCGAAUAUGCUGUUGCAAACAAGCUUGUGUCAGAGCCUGCCUUUGCGUGGUGGGUUCCCUACACUUUGAGAAAGCGUGAUCAAGUUUUGAAAGCUGUUAAGCGCCGUGCUGUGAAAAGGCAGAAACCAGAAAACUUUGGUAUUGAAGUGCCUGGUCCUGGGCCGAAAGGUAUCGCACGUGCGUAUGAACUUGAUGCUGAGAAUGGUACCUCGCAUUGGAAUGAUGCUUUGAUCAAAGAGGUCAAGACAAUCCUGCCAGCUUUGAAGAUUCUGGAAGAAGAUGAAGAUGUUCCUGUUGGAUAUCAGCUCAUUGACCUUAUGACUGUCUUUGAUGUCAAGAUGGAUCUGACACGGAAGGCACGGAUAUGUGCUAGAGGGGACCAGACUGACCCUCCAAUGUCUGUCACCUAUGCAAGUGUUGUGACAAGGGAAAGUAUUCGACUUGCUUUUGUUAUUGCUGCUUUGAAUGGUCUGAAUGUUUUGAGUGCUGACGUCUCGGGUGCAUAUCUGAAUGCCAAAUGUGCCGAGAAAGUUUAUUGUAUUUUAGGGAAGGAGUUUGGAGAAUAUGCCGGGAAGAAAGCUAUUCUGGUUAAGGCCGUUUACGGACUCAAAAGUUCCGGGUUCGCAUGGAGAAGCCUCUGUGCAGACGUUUUGAAGGAACAAUUGGAGUUCCAACCAUGUCGCGGAGAUAUGGAUGUUUGGCGUCGUCCUUGUCAACGCAAAGAUGGUUCAAAGUAUUAUGAGUAUAUUUUAGUCUAUACUGAUGAUGUCAUUGCAAUUUCCGAGAAUCCAAAAGCUAUUAUGGACAAACUCAACAAUUUCUUUGUUUUAAAACCUGAUUCAAUAAAAGAGCCAACCACGUAUCUUGGUGCAACAAUCUCGAAGCACAAGUUGGAUGGUGAUGAUUAUUUCACCUGGGCUAUUGGAUCUGAAGCAUAUCUACAAGAGUCAUUACGAGUUGUCAAGAAGCGAAUUGCGCCAAUGCAACUGACUUUGAAGAAAAAGGUUUAUUCAACUUUACCCACUGGAUACAAGCCGGAACUUGAUUCUACUCCUUUUGUCAAUGAUGAUACUGCCAUACUUUACAUGCAGCUCAUUGGUAUUCUGCGCUGGCUUGUGGAACUUGGUCGUAUCGAUGUUGCCGCCAAAGUGUCUAUGCUCUCAUCUUACAAUGCAAUGCCUCGUGAAGGUCACUUUCAUGCUGCCUUACAUAUUUUUGCCUAUUUACAGAAGCAUCCUGAUCGUAUACUUGUGAUGGAUUGUGGUUAUGCUGAUCACCUGAGACCAUUAAAGAAAGCUGAUUACUCACAGUUCUACGAAUUCACUAAGGAUGAACUCCCAAGUGACAUGCCUACACCUCUUGGCAAAGCGGUAGAGUUUACUAUGUUUGUUGAUGCAUCUCAUGCAGCUAAUGUUGUUACUCGUCAAUCAAGAACAGGAGUAUUGAUCUUUGUUAACAAAGCUCCUAUUAUCUGGUAUUUGAAAAAGCAGAACAGUGUCGAGACAAGCAGUUUUGGUUCUGAGUUUUCUGCUCUAAAGACAGGUGUUGAAUUAUUUGAGGGACUACAAUUCAAGCUCAGAAUGAUGCGCGUCCCAAUUCAAGGUUUUUGUCAUACUUGUGUUGACAACGUGUCCGUUGUCAAGAACUCAAGUGUUCCUGAAUCUCAAUUGAAAAAGAAAUCGAAUGCUGUCGCAUAUCACUACGUUCGCUCCAGAUGCGCAAUUGAUAUCCUACGAAUUGAAUGGAUCAUUUCCGCUGAGAACUUGGCCGAUGUUUUGACCAAGAUCCAACCUGGACCUGUUCGUGAUCGUCUUAUUGAACACAUCAUGUGGAAAGCAAAGCAAAAUGGAAAACUUGCUCUUUUGAUUUAA